UCGUUCUCGUGCGCACCUGCGAUACAUCACGAGAGUUUGUUGUCAACAACAGUCGACCUUUUAUGCAGAUUAAUUUUAGUAUUAUUUACCUAUUUCUCACACAAAAUGGAUGAUUUCCAGUCUGCUGAAGAGACGGCGUUUGUUGUUGAUGAGGUUACCAACAUAAUCAAAGAGGCCAUAGAGGGCGCUAUCGGUGGCAAUGCUUACCAGCACAACAAGGUGAACCAGUGGACAUCAAACGUGGUGGAGCAGUGUCUCAACCAGCUUACAAAACUUGGAAAGCCAUUUAAAUACAUAGUAACAUGCGUCAUUAUGCAGAAAAAUGGUGCCGGUUUGCACACAGCUAGUUCCUGCUUCUGGGAUAAUCAAACAGACGGUAGCUGCACCGUGAGGUGGGAAAACAAGACCAUGUACUGUAUUGUGUCAGUGUUCGGGCUCGCCAUCUGAUCUUCCAAAACCUCGCCCUAUAGACUUCAAUGGCUACACUCCAACCUACUCCGGUUACACUCCACCAUACAUUGAGAUUGUUUGUCAGGCUUUUGAAUUUUGAAUAUAUUACAUCUCUUUGUUAGAUUUUUUUUUUUAAAUGAAAAACCAGUUUUCAAUGUUUCAAAUUUAGUUACCAUCAUUUUAAUAUAAUUUUUCUUGCCAAAUCUCUUAUAUAAGGUCUUGUAUAAAAAAUAUCACUUUUUUUAAGGAAAUGCCUGGGAUUUUUGUUUAUAAAGUUCAGUUUCUUUGUUAAUGUUCAGAGAACAAAGAAUGUUCUAUUGUUUCUACUUUGUGAUAUUUUUGCGUUGCAUUUCUAGAUCAUUAUACAUUUACAUCAAAAAUUGUUGAAAUUCAACCUUGGUUUGAAGCUGAGUCAAUGAGCAUAGCUCCUGUUUUGCAACAGAUAUAGUACUUCAACUGUAGAGAAAAAUGAUUGGAGACGGUACAAUGUAAUUUUCUUUCAAACCAAGCCUGAAUUUCUUCAAUUUAUGUCAUUUUUUAUUGCUUGUAUUUAUUCAAUGUGUUAUGUAUCCAGUUUGUAUGACAGGGAACAUUGGAAGAAAAUUUUAAGUGUGUUCUUAAAGAUUGAUUGCUGUUGUGUACAAUAUCAGUAUUUGAGCAAAAUUGGUAAGAAAACCAAAAUCUUAUUAAGGAGAUACUAGUAUUGUGUUAAAAUGAAAAAAAGGUUAACAAUUUCGGACAUUAUUCAACAUCAUUAGUUUAGUCAAGUUUAAUAUUUUUCCAUCUAUGUUUAAGAGAAAUUUACAGAAAUAAAAAUCUCCAAAAAUAA
Mya arenaria is the source of this 1279-nucleotide messenger RNA. Its product is annotated as dynein light chain Tctex-type 1. Gene Ontology annotation, biological process: microtubule-based movement. Gene Ontology annotation, molecular function: dynein intermediate chain binding. The transcript has 5 exons. NCBI's taxonomy places the organism in Eukaryota, Metazoa, Mollusca, Bivalvia, Myida, Myidae. Bases 106 to 447 code for a protein of 113 amino acids. The record is from RefSeq and is a predicted model, not a curated record. Gene Ontology annotation, cellular component: cytoplasmic dynein complex; cytoplasm.